Messenger RNA from Rhineura floridana, 6434 nucleotides. RefSeq names its product ring finger and FYVE like domain containing E3 ubiquitin protein ligase (gene RFFL). The transcript has 9 exons. Gene Ontology annotation, molecular function: ubiquitin protein ligase activity. The coding region runs from base 1740 to 2843 and encodes 367 amino acids. Lineage: Eukaryota; Metazoa; Chordata; Lepidosauria; Squamata; Rhineuridae. Gene Ontology annotation, cellular component: cytoplasm; plasma membrane. Gene Ontology annotation, biological process: proteasome-mediated ubiquitin-dependent protein catabolic process; protein K48-linked ubiquitination; negative regulation of extrinsic apoptotic signaling pathway via death domain receptors. The record is from RefSeq and is a predicted model, not a curated record.
GGCGAGCGGCGCGGCGGCCGAGGGGGCGGAGCCUAGGCCCGCGCCCCGCCCACUUCUCCUUCUGGGACGUCAGUUGGAGUCCGGCCUUCGGCGGAGGAGGAAGUGGUGAAGAGUCGUCUCGAGGCGAUAUAUAAUAAAAACAGGAAAAACCCACAAAAGACAUUUUUUAAAAAAGCGGAUACGUAGUAGACACCCAUGACAGAGACCCAUUCAGACCAGCUGGGAAAACCUGUCGGAACAAAAAAUGUCUUCACUGGUUUCUGGAAAGUGCAGAUGGGUGCCUGUUAUAUCUCAGCAGGGAUGCUGUUCCACAGAACAGGGGCAGCCACAUUGAAAGCCCCGCUCGGAGUUCCUGCGGAACGGGCCUCUGGGACCUUUGGAACUUGCAGGAGAAACUGUCCCAUAGACAGCAGUGGCCUAACUUGGCAUGUAAGGGACAAAGCGGUCUCUCAGCUCACCCGGUCCAGAGCUGUAGACGGGCCUUAUAUCUUAGCACCAACACCUUGAACUUGACUCAGUAGCAGAUGGGCAGCCAGUGCGAAGCCUGCAAGGAAGUUGUUACAUGCCGGCAGUAGUUUGCUCCCACAAGCAUCCUAAGUGCCACGUUCUGUACGAAUAUGCUGCGGACCACCUGGAUGAAGCUGGCAGGUCACAGUUUGGAACCCCCUGAUCUGAUCCCCCUUUAAAGCCGUCCAAAUUGGUGGGUGUUGCUGCAUUUGCUAUUGCAAGAAGCUCCAAGGUGGCUUCUAAGUCCACAGAGUCUGGACCACCCUUUAAGCGAAGAUGCUGGAGGAAUUUGCCUACAGAGGAUUUGCUCUGCUAUGAAGCUGCUUUCUUCUCUGGUCUGCCUAGCUCAGUGAUGUUUGUUUCAGCCUUUGCCAACCCGGUGCCCUCCAGAUGUUGUUGGACUAUAACUCCUAUCCGGCCCCAGCCAGCACAUUCAUGUGAUGAUUUAAUUUUCAGAGGAGGGAUGGGAGGGUCGCAACUGCUUAGCAGUGAAGGGAGAGCACCCUGUAUAUGCCCAGAGGCAUCCAUUGUGGCUUAACCUGCUACUUAAACAUUUUGUGCCGUGGAUUCAUUAACAGAUCUUGAGCUAGCCACUUAUUCCUAUAAACUGGGAAGCAAAAUCCUUUUCACAGGCAGGAAUCUAUACAUGUGUACUCUGAAGGCAGUCCUUUUGUUUUCAGUGGGGCCUACUCCCAGGUAAGCACCCAUAGGAUUGCAGCUUCUUUAUUAUAUUGAUGGGUCCCUUUUUUUCAAAAAUGAACUCAAAGUGACAAAUGUUAAAAACAGAAUAAAUACAUGCUGAAAUACCCACAAAAUACACCAAAAGAAGAUCUAAUUCAGCCUGGCUAUCAACAAGCAUAGAAAUUAACGCCUGGGCAAAUAAACAAGCUUUUUUUUAAUCUGACCCCAAAAAACAGACAGCGAUGGCACUGGCUUAAAUGGUGUGUAAACCAUUCAGUGUCCACUGUGCUGGCAGGGGCUGAUGGGAGUUGUGGCCCCAAACCCCUGGAGGGCACUAGGUUGGCAAACGCUGGCAAAUAAGCGCCACCACAUCAUUCCUAAUCUUGCUUCCAGAUGAAAUGGAAAUGGACUGCCUUCAAGUCGAUCCUGACUCGUGGCGACCCUAUGAAUAGGGUUUUCAUGUUACGUAUAUUGGUGGGAUGUAAGCACAAUCAUAUGAAUACGAAAGAGAGAGAGGAGUCCCAUGCAGAGCCAGCCAGAGGCUUUCAGUGAUGACUGAGUUGUCAGCGGUUAUCAUGUGGGCGACGUGUUGCAACUGGUUUUGCCUGAACGGGCAGCCCGAGGACAUCCAGCACCGCCCGCAGCAGGGGACCCGCGCGCAGGCAUACUCCAACGCCGGCUACAGCUCCUUCCCCUCCCCCACGGGCGCCGAGCAGGGCUGCAAAGGCUGCGGGGCGCGUUUUGGCAGCGCCUCCCUUAAGCACGUCUGCCUGGACUGCAAAAAGACCUUCUGCUUGGCUUGUUCGUGCCAGCCAGAAAGCGGCCCCUGCCUUUGCCACCUCUGCGAGCGGUUCCGAGCCACGGCCUUCCAGCGGGAGGAGCUGAUCAAAAUGAAGGUGAAGGACUUGCGGGACUACCUGGAGCUCCGGGAGAUCUCCACGGAGAUGUGUCGCGAGAAGGACGAGCUGGUGUGUCUGAUCAUUGGCCAGCGGCCCGUGGGCCCCCAAGUGGACAGGCCCCCCUGGGUCCCUCCGCUGACGCUGGUCUCCCCUGUCCAGGAGGAAGAUCCGCCUCCACCUGCCGCACCGGACUCCUCUCCUGAGUGUCCCUCAGCAGACCCGGGCUUGCAGACUGAGGAGCAGCUGCAGGCAAUUGAGCAUGUGUUACCGAGCCAAGACGACAUGGCGGAAGUGGAGAAUGCAGUAGAAGCGCUGAUCGAGGAGGAGACGCAGUCCACUGACUCAGAGGAUAACUUAGUUUCCGGACGGCGGGCCUCCCUCUCUGACCUAACAAGCAUGAGAGACAUAGAUGCUCUCUCAGUGAGGCAGCUGAAGGAGAUCCUCGCUCGCAACUUUGUUAACUACAAGGGCUGUUGUGAGAAAUGGGAACUGAUGGAGAGAGUGACCCGCCUUUACAAAGAGAAGGAUCUUCAGCAGCUGGUUUCUGAUACAGAUGAUCAAGCUGCUCCAUCAGGUAACACCACGCUCCCCGGCUCAGAAGACAACCUCUGCAAGAUCUGCAUGGACUCCGUCAUCGACUGUGUCCUCCUGGAAUGUGGCCACAUGGUCACUUGCACCAAGUGCGGGAAGCGCAUGAACGAGUGCCCCAUCUGCCGGCAGUACGUGAUUAGAGCCGUCCACGUCUUCAGGUCUUAAGGGGCGUCCGAAGCAGGACAGACUGCUGUCUUACAAGAUUCAUCCACCGUGACGGAGAGCACACGGGUUCCAGCCGUCCAGCCGCCAUUCCUAAGACGAUAGGUGAGAUGAGGGAUGGAGGACUGCCGAAGGCUGGAGCUUUGAUAGGCUGUGCGCCCCACACAAUAACUGUACAUUAUACCGCAGUGCCUGGAGAGCUGGAAGUCCUCAAUAGAGCUAGAAAGGAAAGUGCUGUGCCUCUCUGUCUCUCUCUGUCCGCUCGAGACAGGGCAUAAAGAAACGCGUGACGACUGUCCUCCCAGACGUCAAGGCUCUUCCCCUCUGGGGCGAAUAAACAAGGUGGUCUAAAGAGGAAGAGACAUUUGCUGCUAUCAAUUCUCCUCCUCUUUUUCUUAAAGAAAAGGGGAAAAAAAGAGGCCUUUUACAGGGACUUCGCAUUUUUAUUUCUGGGACUUGUUCCUUUUUUUGGGGGGGGAAGGGUUUUAACUUUUAAACAAGCUCCUCUUGGGUUUAUUAGCUAGCCUUGCAGGUCAGGCUAAAAAGCUGGCUCUUCUGUAACCUUGGAUUUGUGUUCUGAGCAAUUUGCAGUGUCGUAGUGGCCGUGGAGAAGUUUUUUUUAAUCUGUGGUGGCCCCUCCUGAUAGUGCAGGGUGGAGCCGGGAGUGGAUUUGCAACUGUGAACGAGAAGUUUAGUUGGGUUUCUUGCACGCAUGUGUCUCAAGGGCUACUUCCUUGUUUUUUUUCUUUCUUUCUUUCUCUCUGACUUUCCUCCUGUGAGGAAGUUCAGUGGUCUUUGUGGAGCUGCAGGAACUGUUUCAAGUCUGGUGUUCCGUGUAGAAGAGAAGCCAUGCCAUUUGGGUUGGGUCUUGGCUAACGGAAUUUUGCAUUGGGAACAGCAAAGCAAAGAACCUACUCUGACAUAACUUUGACACUCCCAAAGGCCAUUGUGUGAAGAUAAAACAUUACAUUAGCAUCAGUGUGCAACUUGAGCUGUUCUUUUUGUUUGAUUUGGCGCAUUGGCCUCUGGCGACUCUCUGCUACAAUUUCUCAUACUGGAACGAACAAAUUUCCUGUCGUCUCCCUUCAGGAGGCCAAAUACCGCUUACUAAUCAAUUUUGUUUUUAUUUUUGAAAUGCUUGCUUUUGCCUUAACAUGCCAAGUUUUGCUGUCUCCGUUGCCUCUGUUGCGAAGGGGACCCUGUUAACUACCCUUUGGAGUGCUGGCUGAAUUUGGAUGUACCUGAUCAGAGAGGGGACUUUGUCAAUGGUAGAAGAGAUUCCUAGAGGUGUAGAAGGGCUUCUGCCCUUUUCUUCACUGAGGUCAGCUAAAGUGGCGGCUACAUAAAUUUCCCAGCCAGCAGCCCUGCAGUUUGUUUAUUUAUUCCUCUGAACCUUGGACCGAAUCUCACUUUUUACAACUGACAGCCUGGAGGAGACAAAAUAAUACCCCUGUCCUAACAACAAAAGCCUGUCUCCUUCCCGAUAACAGCAGAGUUGCUCAUCAGCAACUAUUGGAGAUGGUUUGGAAAUAUGCAGGGGAGUCGCCGAGUGGUUUACAAACAUCAUCUGCCUUUCCCUUGUGGCCUUUAACAACGUGGUACUUUUUCCAGUAGCUGCUUCCUUCAUUGAACAGCGUCUUAAUGCUUAACUGGACCCAGUGGCCUUCUGGAUAAAACUCGUUAUUUUCUAAUUUAUCAAAAGUGCCUCACACAGAUUCAAGCGCCGGUCACUAUUCAUGAAAGGGCCUUCUCCGGCAGAGGAAACCCACAUAACCCAGAGCGGCUACCAACCUCUAUCAGCCCAGGUAGGAAGACUCUGUUGUUCAGCUGAAUGUUCCCUCUCUUUUCCCUUUACGCAUCUUCAGUUUCAGUUUUCCGGUCAAGUCCUAAGGCUGUAUGUACUUGUGGAGUUAAACCUUAGAAUGAACACAGAAACAGUAGGAAAAAAACUACAGCAAGGAACAAAUGACGGAGAAGGAACAAAGAUGUCUUCAUGAGCUGGUGGGAAGUCUAAGCUGAAAUUGAGGAGCAUUAAAAUGAACAAUAGAUUUCCUGCCUGGGCUGAUAAAGGUUGAUAACCCAGAGUGGCUGUGUGGGCAAGUCUGCUAGGAAAAUGUGGGUGGAUGGGUGGGCGAGUGAGUGCGUGGGGCUUAAUAACUGCAACUUGCCUUAACCCCCUUAAGCCUUGUGUGGCUACAGUGAGGUGAAUGUAUUGAGGUGAUAAUGUGUAUAUGGAGUUGGUAGAGAUUGUCUGGCUGCUGACUACAUGCUUGCCUGUAGGUAGACGCAUGCUAACUGUGAGCAGGCUGGCUGCAUCCUCCUUAUGGUAGUAAGGCCUCCCCCCCCCAAAAAAGAGAGAGAACGCUUUGAUGCUCAUAGAAGCAUGAACUUCUGAAGCAUCUGAAGGAAAGUCUCUUUCCAGAAAAACGUGUGCAUACACAAUGUACUCUAUGCACUCUCAUACACGGCUAUUUCCAAAGAUCCGAAUUGCACUGUGAGCCUGGCCUACGGGCCUACAAUGUGAUGGAGCCACUCCUUUGCUCUUUCUUUCUGGGCAGCCUUCUGUUCUGCAGCUGUACUGUCUAUGCAUGAAUCUAUAACCUUUGCAACCAGCUUAGCCUUUAUGGACAGUGGAAAAGAGUGUUUCUCUUGAGAGCGAUUCUAAACCAAAGACAUCCUUCAUUGGCCUCUGCCUGUAUUGCUCAAGUACUGGAAAUUUUUAUAACCCACACCUGUGCCUCUAGGGAGAAGAGAGCAGCAAAUCUCCUUUGUUUACUUGUCUCAGCAAUGGACUGCUUACCAAAACCACACACCAACCGACAGCGGAUGCAGAGGAAAUCUUUACAUUCCAAUAUUUCUACUUUUUAGCUAGAGGUGUGACCCACUGUCCCCUUUGAUCUUCAGGAUUCUCUCCUUUUGUAGGAAUAGAUUUUGCAACAUUCUACCAUCUUCACGCUCCUGCUGCUGGGUGGGCUGACUGCAUAUAGGGGUGAAUUUAUGUGGGGUUAACAUUGCGGGAAAGUCGCUAUCCCGUGACAUUUCCGUCUGUCCCACUCCCGCCAGACUCUGGUGAAGUUCUUACUUGGUUGCAGAUGGAACUACAAUGAACAAGAACGUUUGAUCAAGGGAAUAAAGUUUGAUCACGAAAAAGUGAAAGUUAUCAGCAAGAAAUAAACUGGGAAUGUUUUUUUUUUAGUUAACUCUGGAAAGCAGACUCUGGAGACCAAACUAAAAGUGUGUGUGUGUUUGGGGGGGGGAUAGGGAAUUUCUCAAUAACAAAUCCACAAGCUGUUGACAUCAACUGUCAACAUUUAUAAUUGAUGCUUCCUCCUUUUAUUGCAAAGUUGAGUAUUCUUUCUGGGCUGUGAACUGAUCAUUUAGUAAAAUGAUGCUGGUUUGUGACUUGACAGGGAGCUGCUGCACUAAACUGUGGAAGAUAAAAUUCUUCCCAAUUUUUUUUUCUAAUAUAGCAAAUGUUUGCUUUGUUUGACCAGUGUGAAAGUAAAUGUACUAUUGAGGCUUGUUGACCCACACACAGUUUCUUACAGAUGGUAGAACCAAAUCCUGCCUUAUAAUUUUGUAAUAAAAUGAAAA